Xyrichtys novacula (pearly razorfish) is the source of this 35513-nucleotide messenger RNA. Lineage: Eukaryota; Metazoa; Chordata; Actinopteri; Labriformes; Labridae. The record is from the annotation of a GenBank genome assembly.
UGAGAGCAAAAAAGGCGUUUACCACCCUGUCGAGUGGUAAGUUCAAGCCCUUACUUUCACAGAGCACAGUAUUUGUUCUGCGAGUUUGGGACAACAUCUAUAUCAAGUGACGGUGAGUUUGUGUACGUUUACAGCUUGGUGUUUGAGAUGUUUAAUUGUUGAAUGACCUGGUUUCGAAAUAGCUUAUUUAGCCCGUUAGCUGUUUUACAUAAAAGUCUGAGGUCACUAACAGUCCAUUGCUGCUUUUUCCUAGCCUGGCUGGGCCAUCCAGUUGCGAGAAUCACUUGCCGUUCCUUCCCACAAGUGAUUCACGCAACUGGAUGGCCCAGCCAGGCUAGCUUUUUCCCUCAUUACCUGUGUUGUGACCUUUCGACCGAAUGCCUGGGUGUUUCCGGUUUUAAAAGUCGCUUUUCAAACACGCUAUGAGUCCCCGCAAAUCCCACUACUUCAGAUGACCAAUUUACGUCGAAGUUUCCUUCCAGUAUGCAAAAUGGCAAAUAUAAAGGAUGAUUAAAGAGACGGUACACCCGCUGUGUCUCAUUAGCUCUUACUACCUGUGCGGUGAUUAAGUCACAUUUUCCAUUAAACCCAUUGAAGUUAAUUAUCCACCCUGUGUGGACGGAAAUAGGGCUUACGAGCAGGACUAUAACUUCUGAAUUUCAUAUUCGUUUCCGUUUUGGUGAGUGUGUUGCUAGGCUGUUGAAAUAACAUACCGAAAGCAAAACUUUAUGUUUGGUAAUCUGUAGCCUAAGGUGGUGGUAUUUCGAGGUAACACAUAACGGUGGGUGGUAUCUGUUCUUUGUUAUAUCCGGUAUAAGUAAAUUUUAAGUCAUGAAAUCAAUAGUGUUAUGCACGAAUAGACCAUUGUUGAUGGAUGUUAAUAAAUGUUUCUAACACAGUAACGCCUGUUUUGUUUUUCUCUGUAGCUUGCUAUCACGCAGGUAUGGCUGCUCAAUGUGUGACCAAGGUGGAGCUGACUGUCUCCUGUGACAACCUGCUGGACAGGGAUAUUGGCUCCAAGUCUGACCCACUGUGUGUCCUCUUAAUGAGCAGCUCUGACUCCCAGUGGUAUGAGGUCAGUCCAAUGGCCUACUGACUCAGAUGAUGGAUUUACAGUUUAUAUUUCUACAGUGGUGUUAAGAGUUAUUUUCAAAACAAGCUUCCAAAUGACUUGCAAUACUAGAAGGAUCUUAAAUUAUGUAUCUUGAAAAUACCCAGAGAAGCCCCUGGCAUUUCUGGAUCAUUCUUAUUCAUGGUUUCUUCAUUGCAUAGUACAGUUUUAACACACAAUCAUGGAUGCAAACUCUUUAGAGACAACAGGUUUUAGAUGUGAUUUUAAGCUUAUGCAGUGAUUUCAACUAAAGAUUCAUGGCUGCUUUUGAUACAGUGCUGCCUGAAGGCCUAAAAAUCACAGACAGAUAGACAUUUACCUAAUUGUAAAUGUGAAGGGACAUGGAAAAAUAUGAUUAUUAUAGAUUAUUUUUUAAAUGAUUUAAGCAAGGCUUAUCUAAAAAAAAAUAUCUGGAAGAUCUAUGAUAUAAAAAGAUGGGGCCUGUGUACUGUACGUAUUAUCUUAUUUUCUUGGUGGAAAUGUGAACUUGUACACAAUAAUUUGAACUCAGUUGUACAUUAUUUGUUGAUGAAACAGUACUAAUAUGUGAAAUAUUGAAUAUACAAAUAGAUGUGAAUCCUUGGCUGUUUAAAACUGAAAUACAAUAACAGUGCCAUCAUUGUUUUUUGUCAAUUAUCAGUUGUUGGCCUGUCCUAUUUGUGCAGAGAUUCUUCCAGGUUCUCUGAGUCUUUAAAUGAAAUUUUGUUGUGGAGAAGGUGUAAUUUCAAAUUUUAAUUCUGAAGAAUGUCAAUCUGGAGUUAAAUUAUUCGGUUACACAGUCUCUCACAGAGAAAUGAAUCUUUUCCCCAUUUUUCCUUCUGAGAGACUCAGCCCAUCGGGAUUCUGUUACACAGUCAUGUUGCUAACUUGUUAAAAUUAAUGGAAUAAAAUUGUCUUUGGUGUUAAGAGCAACACAAGUUAGUCAGUUUUGUUGUCCCUACUCUGUUUUUUUUUUUUUAAAUAUGUUUUGUGAUAAAAAGCUGCAGUUACUCAAUAUCCUCUUCCUGUUUUAUGAGUCCAUUCGUUCUAUUGUGUUCUUUUAAAGCAGUGUUAUUUAUCUGCCUUUUCUUAACAGGUGGAGCGCACUGAGAAAGUCCAGAAUUGCCUCAGUCCAAAGUUUGCGAAGAAGUUUGCCAUCGACUACUAUUUUGAAAUAGUUCAAAAACUGAAGUUCGGGAUUUACGACAUUGACAAUAAAACCAUUGACCUGAGUGAUGAUGACUUUCUGGGGGAACUGGAGUGCACCUUGGGUCAGGUAAGACUUUGUCUCCUGGAAAAAUGACUGUGUUUCCGAGUAAAUAUUAGCCCAUGCUCGGUCAGGGUGAAAUGGCUAGUCUGUAUUUCUUCAGUGGAUAAAGGUUUUCAUUUUCUCAACUGACAAGUUUAUGUUGUUUAUUUAAAUAAGACAUGUUUUUAUGCAUCCAGAAGAUGAUUUUGUUGGCAGGAAAAUUACGUUUUCUUGCAGAACACAUAACUUUUUCGAGUAGGGGAGACUGGGGUAAGAUGAGCCAUUUUUCAUAUUUCGGAUCACUACAUCAAGGCAAUCAUAGUUUUGUCUCUAACUAGUGUAUCUGAACAUCCCUGCAAACCAGCAGAAUGAGUGUAAACAUAUCGGUCUUGAUAAUAUAGCAUGCCAAAAAAAAGGUAUCUUACAGGGGGUAAGUUGAGCAUAGGAGCGGGGCAAGUUUAGCCGUAUCCGUACUACCCCCCAACUAUCCUCCAAAUUUCCAACCCAGCCCUUUCUCACCUUCUCUCUCCCUAAGUAACAGUCACUUCUUCACAAUCUAUUUUUGUCUAUUAUAUGUUAUUCAACAGGUACAAUAUUUUUUUAUUAUUAUUGCAUAUAACUGCUAAAAAGCUUUUUUUUUUUUUUAUAAAAAAAAAAAAAACAUUUAACAUGAGAAUGCCUUUAAGUGAUUCAGAACAUUCACAGCUGUAUUUUUGAAAAGAAAAAGUAACACAUUUCAGCAAUCUGAACUGAAACUUUGAUCCUCUCAUCAUACUCCUUUACUUAUCAUGUUGAGCCACUGGCUCAACUUACCCCUGGCCAAAUGGCUCAACUUACUCCAGAACUGCUAUUAUGACUCAAUUAGUCCUCUAAGCUAAAAUGGUGGACUUUUAUGUUAGGUUUUUGACCUCAUGUUGUAGCUCAUAGAUACCACGACUGAUGUAUAAAACACAUUUAUGAUGAUCUUUUUUGGUCUAAACACAAUUCUAAUAAAACUUAUGACAGACUAAAUUCGCUUUCAAGAGUGAAUUUUUUUUUCUUUUUUUGGAAAUUAAUGUCUAAACCCCUCACCCAUGUGCUUCUAACCUUCACAGACUCCAUGAAUUGAUGCCCAUCUCGUAAAUAUUUGGUCACAUGAUCAAUUUCUUUUACCAUUUCCAAGCAACAGGGGCUGGCUCAACUUACCCUUUGGCUCAACUUACCCCAGUCUCCCCCCUGUAUGUCAGAACAUGUUAAAUCGGUUUAGCCUUUUUGUCUGGCUGACAUUAUGUCAUUUUAAGCUCUAACAGUCAUGGGUUCAAUCUAAGUAAAGGAUGCUUUAUAAGCUGACAGCAUCACAGUGUUUCCCCUAUGAUUUUCUUCAGCAGUGGCGCUGCUGUGUCCAGGGAGGGGGAUUUUCGCUGUUUACCCCACUCUCUUGCCGCUCAGGAGCUACGCUAUUACGUUCACAUUACAUUACGUUUCCCACGCUUCUUGCUGUAUAGACCGUGCAUAAGCUUGAACGUUACCCUUCACAUGAAUGGAAGAGGGUCAGACAGGAUUUGAUGUGCUUGUAGAUGACUCAAAACAAGUUGAAAAUAACGUGUGUUGUUGUGCUCACACAGCGUGAGUUGAAAUCAUUAGUGGCGCAUUAAUAUUAAUGAUAUAUUAUGAUCAGGUGAAAUUUCAUUAGCAGCGGACGUAAUUCAAUGAAUGUAGGGGAAACACUGCAUCAGGAGACAUGCUUUGGUGUAACACUGGGCCUUUGUUUUGCCAUGAUAGAGAUUGGAGUUAACAUCUCUGAUAAGCAGUUUCUUUGUCACCUCUCUUUAGUGUAACCUGACCACAGAUGUUCACACUACAGGAUUGUUCUUGAUGAUAAAUGUGUUGUGGUCUAUAACCUGCUGUGUGGUUUAUGCUUAUUGUCUGCACUGCAGCUUGUAGUUCAGUAUUCACUGCCCACUUGCUAACUUUUUUACAGGUGGUGUCCAGUAAAAAACUGACUCGACCUCUCAUCAUGAAGAACAAACAUCCUGCAGGAAAAGGGACCAUCACAGUGAGUGGCAUGAAACUGCAGAUGAAUCAGUCUUUGAUCACUAGCUUUUCUGCACUUAUUCAUUCGUUCUCUGUUUCAGAUCAGCGCUGAAGAAAUAAAAGAUAACAGGGUGGUGAAUUUUGAAGCAGAAGCCAGGAAACUGGAUAACAAGGUGAAAUCAUCCCUCUUGAAAACACAAUAGCAAUCUACAGUUUUUUGAAUUUCAGUUUCAUUGAACUUACUGAGUUGUUUUCAUUCAUCAACAGGAUUUCUUUGGAAAAUCUGAUCCAUACCUGGAGUUUUACAAACAGACAGCAACUGGCUGGCAGCUGGCUCACAGGACAGAGGUACAGAGAAUCAUACAAGUAAAGCUUGUCUUCCAGUUGGUCCGUUUGUUCAACUCAAGUACAGCUUUUACAUAGGGAACAGUUACCAUUUGAUUUUACCUUUAACUUUGGACUUCCUUUUUUGGUUUCUACUCUCAACACAUUUCUGUGUGGGGAAAAGAACAAGUUAUCAGAAAGCUGUGUUUCUUUCCAGCUUCUAAAAUAACAGUUAUGUGCAUUAACAUCAGUCAAAUCAGAACAUUUAGGGCCUGAUCUACUAAUAUCCCAAAUAAAGCGUUCUAAAUUGCGUGUGCAAACUGAACAAUUGCACAUGCUAUUGGUGGGAUGAUCCACUUUGAUUGCGUGCGCAAUUGAUAACAGGUGCAAAAGUGAAGCAGACCGCCUUCUUUAUACAAGGAUUUUGUGUUUGCUACCGGCUGUCACCGUGGAGAGUUUGGGAGAGCAGAGUAGCCUUAAAUGAAAAAUGAAAUUUGAAGACAUGGAGUUGCACCUAUCGUUUUGGGGAAGCCAGCAACUGCAUAAAAUCUGUGUUUUGUGACAUUUACUGCGUCCUGAAUGCGCGCAAACUGGAGAUACUUGCUCAUCCUGCAUGACAUAGCGUUUAAAACUUGGGACAGCAUGACACCAGAAAAACGACUGUGGGAGAUGUCUGCAUUAACCACUCUGUUAUUCUUACCCACAAAACAUAAAGCAAUUUGGCUAACACAAACACAAGUAUCUUUCUCAUGCUCAUAUUAGUUUGAAGCAGAGGUCAAUCCCUUAGAAAACAGAAGAACAGCUGUUUUUAUUUAUGCAAGUUGUUUGUAUAAGUGCUAUGCAAAUGAAGUUAUUAUUAUUAUAAUAUUAAUAUUAAAUAAGAGGAAGUUUGAAGCACACUGUUAUGUAAAACAGACUUAACAAUCACUUUUAAGCGGAACAAAUGUGCUGAAGGUUAACUUUUAUAAGCAAACUCAUAUUAGAAGUGCCCUGAAAUCGCAUGCAGUUUAUGUCUAACAAUUCAUCACAUGUAGAGGUAAGCUUGCAGUGAAUAUUGACAUGAAUAGAUCUUUGCUUUGGCUGCCAGAAACCAGAUUUCAAAUUACUGCCAUGAGGCCAUCAGUUUAUUGCCGUCUCUGGACUGUUUCUUAUGCUAAAUUUAAAUUUAGAAAAAAAAAAAUCAACUUUUUUUGUACCUUUGGUAUUUGAUCCAUCUGAAGGGGAUCUUGUCAGUGUACUUUGCACUUUUCUGUCCUCCUUUAUUUUCUCAGGUGGUGAAGAACAACUUAAAUCCAACAUGGAGACCUUUUCGAAUCCCCCUGCAGUCUCUCUGUGGAGCAGACAUGGACAAACCUAUUAAGGUGACAUUGACAUCUGUUUAGGCCUAGCUACUUACACACAUGAAAUAAUGUCCUUCCACUGACCUGAAACUGCAUCAAUCAUGUUUUUGAUGACUGUCCUUGAUUAUGACAUAAUGCAAUGUUAGUUUUUAGGUCAAAUAAUAAUUUUUCUUUGAGUUACAUCAAAGAAAAUGGACUGACUAUAGAGUUUUCAGGUUGAUGUUCAAAUUUUACUUUCUAACUUUUAAAGCAAACAUGUCAGGAAGGAAGCUGUUUUCCAAACAAACAGUUCAAGUGAGUUACCCAGCGUGUUACAGUGUUUGUCUCUCUUCAUCUCACCAUCACUGAGAAGGUGGAGUGUGUGAGGAGGGCAUCGCCGCAGGAGGGUCUCCAGCACUCUCCAGCCCUUUUUAUAGUGCAAGUUAUAUUACACCCUGCAUUAGUAACCUACACAGCCCACAGUAGCCUAGAUUAAUCAAACGCAAAACACCCCCAUCAUACCCCAACAAGUUGAUUUAUGAAUUUUAAAUAAAUUGUAUAAUUUAAAGGGUCAUGCACUGUGAAACAGGGCAUUAGGACUGACCUCCUGCAAUGAGGCCAGAAAAGGGGAUCCCUGUGAAUAUAAUGAUAUACCAGUUGCAUGCAAACGUUCCUGUACAGUGGUCUGAAUACCAGAGAUUUUUGUAUGAUACCACCAAAAAGGUUUCUUCAAAACUAAAGAGAGUGAUUUUCCAUCCAAUAUAAACCAAUUCAACUAACUUUUGCAGAAUAUGCUUAAUUUCCUUGGAAAAAUGACACCAAAUUCUACAAAAUGUACCUUGAACUUAACAUCUGUAUUUGCCUGUUUGUGAAUAAGGAGUUGGUGGUGCACUGGCUGUGACAGUGGGUGUAGCAGACCCAUGCAGCAGGCAGGAAGUGCAACCUUAGUUAGGAGCAAACCAAAUCCUACACCUUCCAGCAUGAGGUGUCCAGGUGUUAGCAAACUCAGGAGAUUGUAAAUGCUGUGAUACAAUUCAAAUAUAACACCUACCCUCUCAGUUUUACCAGGUUAAUCACUCCACCAGCACUAUCUCUCUCUGUUCCGAUCCAUUACUUGCUUUCUUUCAGUUGCAGCAGCUUCUGGUUGGAAAUUUAAGCAUGAGGUCUUUUUUGCUGAAGUUUUGGUGCUUUUCAGUACUGUCAAAAGUAAAAAAUAUCUUAUCAGAACACUUGAUUUAACACCAGAAUUAUCUAUAGAAUACGUGGUUAGGAAAAUAGUCAAAUCACACACACAGCACUGUUCCACCCUUCCUGCUCCUCUGUUAUACAGCAACAUCCUUUUGACUGAACGCCUCUUUUAUUACCAUCAGUAUCUGGAGAGAGGUGGGAAAACUUGUUACUACUAACAUACCUCUGUGGCGUUUACAUAUAUGGUCAGACGUUACAGGACGCGAAUAUCUCAGCUUGAACUGGCAAUGUCAAAAGGGCUGAGGUUUUCUUCAUUCAACUUGAUGCAUUCAUCUAAACUACACCAUCUUUUCUCAUUUGUCAUCCUACUUCCAGCAUCUGUUUGAUUAUGGAAAAGAGUUGUGUUUGAGUCUCACUUUUGCACGUUUGUGUUUCUUUUAUCUUCUCUGCCUCCAGUUUUUUAAGGGUUAGUUCUCUCAGUUACACAAUUACUUGAACACCAUCUGGUGUUGCAGAUAUCUGGGUUUUAUUGUUGAGAUUUUACAAAUCUGCCUCGUUGAACACAAACAGAGUUACAGUUGUUUUGGAUAAUGCACAGAUUAGGGUUGGGUAUCGAGAAUCGAGUAUCGAUGGGGAUCGGGACUAACAUUUGUUCCAAAAUUUAAAAUUUCGAUUCCAAGUUUCGAUGCCAGAGUCCGCCGACUGGAAGAAAUACCCGCGAACACCAAUAAAGAAGCAGCAAUGCAGCCGCUGUGGGUUGUAAUGCACUCUCUCUCUCUCUCUCUCUGUCUCUCUUCUCUCUCGCUCUCUCUUUGGCUUCGUCUCAUACGCUCCGUCCACUUGGUGUUCGGCGGCCUCUUCUUUGUUGGUCAAAAGUUUGUCUAACUUUAGCAGGAGGAAUGAACUCUUAUCUCAGUGCAACAUUAGCAAUACAGUUAUAUCAUGAAAAGGAGGGUGCACGGCCAACAUAAUUAAACACCUCAGGAUUCAUGGAGGAGAAAUACCCGAGUGCUCGUCCUUGAUGCACUUCGCCGGUGUUGUGUCGUAGAAUGCACCCCUGACGGGAGCGCGGUUGAAAGUACUUAACAAGGUGAAAUAAGUUUUUCUUACUGUUGGACGGAAUCUAAAGCGUGUGCCUUUAAUGGUUUCAUUCAGGCUAUUCAGUUAAACCGAACACGAUAGCCCUCUGAUUCUGAAUAUUUGCUGUCCCGAAAAUAUAAUGUUCUCUACCUUGACAGUUUACUGUGGAGUCUAUACACCCAAGUACACCUCUAUAUGUGCAUUUUUGAGACACAUAAAAACAAAACGAAAGUUUGCUGCUCCAUUUGACAUGUUGUCAUGAUCUAAUACCCGUGUUUUUUUAUUUUUUAUUAUAUCAUUUUCUUCCACUUUAAAGGGGACCUGCCAUCAAAAUGUAAUUUUGUGUGUUUUUUGUGUCAGAUAAGGUCCAUAUUAUGUUCGUCUUAUGUUGUAAACGUGAAAACAAACCAUUACGUCGUUUGCAUUCUGUAAAGGUUUAAAAUAAAGGAACGGGUAAACCACGCCAAUUGAAAAAGCAGGUCCCUCUGACGUCGCGCUGACCUUGCUCAUUAUUAUUCACGAGCGCGUCCUCGGUGAGCCGUGCCCACUCUCUCGUUCUUGUACUCAUUCACAGUCAACAUCACUCUCCAGCCAGAGCAAGACCCAGCUACCACUGUACCCGCUAUGGGUCUCUUCCAAACGACCGGUGUUUCCUUGGGUUCACCACCGGGGAAAUGAACUUAAAGCUGGGCAGAAUGAAUGAGAAAACACCGCUGGAGAUCUCCGGCUUCUUCUUCAACUUCCACCUCCUCUUCUGACUUGGGUCUAAAAUAUAUGGUUUAAUACCUGCCAUUUUAGCCUUUAGCAUAAGGUGACCAGACGUCCCCGAUUUCCGGGGACAGUCCCCGUAUUGGAUGACCUGUCCCCAUCAAAAGCUGUCCCCAAUUUAAGCGUUUCAUGAAUGAGAGCAAAAAUGUUGCGUGUGGGCUCGAACAACGGUUAUUACAGUAGCCGAAUAGGUAGGAAGCACAAGUAAGCAGUCCUGAACAACAGUUUUUAAGGGGGUGAUUACAAGGGGCAUGCGCUGCUACUAAAUAGUACCGAGAUUUUGUCUGUGAUCACACAGCCCCUGCAGCCCCAGCACCCGCCGCUGCCGCUGCACCGAAUAUCCCCGGAUAUCAUUACAGACAUCUGGGCACCUUACUUUAGCACACAUUAGCAAAAUGGAUAAACCAAAAUCUGAACCUCCACUGCUGAGCCAAUCAGAGCACAGCAGGCUUCACAGCAGCGAUCCAAUCAGAGCCAAGCUCAUUACCAUAAAUGUUAAUGAGCCAAAAUCAGUUGGUUUUCCUGUAAGGUUUUUUAGGCAUACUCAAACAAACCAUCAAAUAACUUUUCAGCUAAAAUUAUGUUGCAAACAUGAUCAGAGGACAUUAAGGAUUAUGAAAAAAUGAUAAAAAUGUAUAUGAAAUUUUGAAUGCAGGUCCCCUUUAAGAAGCUAAUGAGUGGAGGGGAUGCAUUCUACGCAGGGGUGCAUUCUAUGGCACAACACCGGUCAACCAGCCAUAAUCAGAUAAGUGAAACAAUAAAUUACUUCUGUCUUCUGCUAACAUUGAAGUGGCAAACAAAUUGUACUGUGUACGGUGGGUAAACUUAAAUAUCCAACUAACGUUAGGCCUUGUACUUCUUCAUAGACAAACAACCUGACAACAAAAAUUGAUAUUUAUAUCCUGGUUGAAAAUAGCCCUGUGAGAAAUUCAUAGUAAAGUUCUUUAAAAAGUUAAUAUAAUUUGAAAAAUUAAUGGAGAAGUUCAUAAAUUUCAUCCAAAAAGAAGAACUCCAGUUAACACCCUUAAUUUAACCAUGCAUUUUUUUAAAUAUCCUGCCUUUUAAAAUAAUCGAAAUAGAGAAUCGAUAGGAAUCGGAAUCGAAACGAGGAAUCGGAAUCGUUCAAAAUCAAACGAUACCCAACCCUAGCACAGAUCUCAUUAGGUACUCAUGUCUCUGUUUAUGGUAAUGUCUGCAUUAGUUUUUGUGGUUUGGGUGAACUGACCUUUGUGUCUGUAUCUGUGUUUGCUGUUUGAAAGGUUCAACAGUUUCCUCUCUUCCCUCAAAACUAAGUAUAUUUACUGUUUCCCAGGUGGAGUGUUAUGACUAUGACAAUGAUGGAUCGCAUGAUCUGAUUGGAUCCUUUGAGACCACAAUGACACGCCUCCAGGAAGCAUCACGAACAUCACCUGUAUGAAUGUUUUGUUUGUUUGUUCCACAGUUUAAACAUUUGACCCACCAUCACUCCUAUCAUUAUAUGAUAAAUUAACGUUCUUUUGGUGCAAAAGUUGUUAUUGUAACUACGUCACAGAAAUGUUCCUGAUCUUUUGGCAAUUACCCUGAUCCUCCCCUGAUUUGUCUGCAGGCCGAGUUUGAAUGCAUCAAUAGUAAAAAGAAGCAGAAGAAGAAAGGCUACAGGAACUCUGGUGUUGUGAGCGUGAAGCUCUGCCAGGUGAAGUGGUCUUAUAGUCUUGAAAUAGUGAGGGAUCCGAGUUAAUGUUUUUAUACUUCUCUAAAUGAGACAUUUUCUCUUUCAGGUGGUGAAGGAAUACACUUUCUUGGAUUACAUUAUGGGAGGCUGUCAAAUCAACUUCACUGUAAGUUUUCUGAUUCUCUUGUAGGAAUUAUUUACAUUUAUGUGCGUACAAUAAAGUGGAAAGUUAUCUGUAACUGUCAUUUUUACUGAUUACUUGGUUUUCUGCUCUCUCUUAAUGGUUUUUUCUCAGGUGGCGAUUGAUUUCACUGGUUCAAAUGGAGAUCCUCGCUCUCCUCAGUCUCUGCAUUACAUCAGUCCUCAGGGCGUUAAUGAGUACCUAUCUGCUAUCUGGUCAGUGGGCAACGUCAUCCAAGACUAUGACAGGUAUGUAGUACAUACAGAUUUUCAAACUUCAGACCUGCUAUAACAGCACAUGGAUGAGGUGUGGACAACUGUAACCUUACAACCACCUGUGCAAUUUAAUAUCAUUUAGUCCAAAAACUCAACUGUCAAUUCUGCUCAAACAAAGCUUCUACAUUUUCAGUUUUCACUACAGAUCUGAAAAGUCAUAGCUUUAUUUGUAUUUUCUCUUGAAGCUGAUCUCUCUAACAUCGGCCUCUGUCUGUGUGAGUUUUAAAGGAAACUUGUGGCUUAGCUGCAAGCCUUUUUAUAACACAAACAGUGUGAGCAUCGACACUGUGCUCAACAGUCCGACCAUACACUGUUAAGAUAUACCUUUAUUAGUCCCACUGAGGGAAAUUCCAAAAAUUACAGCAGCAUAAAUACAAUACAAAGGAGAAAUUAAAGGAUUAAGAAGAAACUUCGAUGCAUGUGUACAGAAUAUACACUACAGGCCAAAAGUUUGGAAGCAAGGCCAUUACAGGCCGAACAGUUGGGAGUAACUUCAAGUUUUUGUUCACAAUACUUUUUUUAAAAUCCAGCAUGAGUUUUAUGUAUUUUGGGAUGUGUUUACUCCAUGAUCAGAUGUUGCUUUCAUGAAAAUGCACCAUUUUACUCCAUUUACCUUUAGAUAUACAUUGAUGUUAACAAACCAUUGCUAAAUAUAUGUCAGCAAAAGAUAAUAAGGGCUUAGUUUUAGGGUUGAAAACAUUUGCAAGUAGUGCUGGGCGAUAUGGAAAAAAAUGUAUAUCACGAUAUGGAUCAUUUUAUAUCACGAUAACGAUAUAUAUCACGAUAUAGCUAUGGUAUGCUUUCAGUUCUAUGAAAAAUUUAAGUGUAUACAGCUGCACUAGUACAGUACCAGUACAAGACCAGCACUUAAAACUAGAAAAAUGAAUAAAUAAAUACGUGGCUGAAGUGCGUUCAUGUCUGUGCUCACCCAAAGUUAUGCAACACUCACAGAAAACGCCGAUAGUGUGAGCCAAAGCACUCCAUAAUAAUAAUAAUAAUAAUAAUAAUAAAUUUAAUUUGUAAUGCACUUUACAUUUACAAAAAAUCUCAAAGUGCUACAGUACACAGUAAAAAAAGAGCAGCAACAGUAAAAAAGCAAUAGAAUGACAGUCACAGAUUGGCAUAAAAAAGCAUAAAAGAAUAAAAAAAAAUAAAGAAUAUAGAGUUGCAAUGUAAGAGGCAAGGUAGUAAAAGCAUAAAGGAAAGCUAACCUAAAGCUUUAUUAAAAAGGUAGGUCUUUGGGGCUCUUUUGAAGAGGUUGUUCACACUGCUAGAUGUUUCUCCUCCAAAGCUGCUCUCUGCCUCCAUCAUUGUUUACUUUACUCUUGAAGCACGUAGCAAGACCCGAGCAUGAAUCCGAGCGCUUUAUUCGCCUAUCAGGGGCAGACAGGUAAGGUGAUUUGAUUCACCACGACUCCAGAAAUGAUUGAAAAACUACAGAAUGUCACAAAAUUACGUUUCCCCGCCCCUGGCUUGAAGGGUACAAAUGCGCAGCCGCGCUCCCAGCUGACAGGAAGUCAAACCACUGUUGCAGUUCUUUUGUGUUGCUAGUGCGAUCAAGAGUGUUGGCUCUCACUGAGAGAUGACUACAAAAAUGGACGCACCUGUUCAUCUGGUUGUUAAACACGGCUGAAAAUGAUCAUCUUUUAAUGUUGUUCCUGCUCCUGCCCACUCCCGUUGCCUUUUUUUCCCGUCCCGUCCCGAUCAAGGGAUUCAUUAAAAAAUGAUUCCCAUCCCGUGGGAUUCCCGCGGGAAUCACGUGACCCACGGGAAUUCCCGAAAAAUGUCAUCCUCUACAGGGAAGGUCCCGGAGCAGAUGAAACAGGUGCCGUAACGGCUGAAAUAGGUCCCAGAUCCGAUCAAAAGAGGUCCCGGAUCGCGCUCCGACUUGCUCCGGCACAAAUUAAGCACUGCUUACAAUGAUCCCCUCACGUGUGUAACUCAGGUAACCCGCAACGGCGGGAGACGCUGGACACGAAGAGGGCACGUAAAGCGGCAUCAUGUCGCAAAAUCGAAAGAGAAAUGCGAGCCUACAUGUCAACGCAUCCUUUUCUUUGUAAGAAAAUAUUGUAUUGUUUCCCGUUCGACACCAAAUACACUUACUGAAUGUGCAAUUAUUGUUGUUGCUACUAUGAAUCAUCUGAUGGCACAAGCCCUAUGGAUAAAAUACAGCCUAUCGCCGAAACGAUAAAAAAAAAAAAUGGCACGAUAGACAUUUUCUAUCGUGCCCACGAUAUUUAUCGUCCUAUCGCCCAGCACUAUUUGCAAGAGUCAACUUCAGUGCAAAAGCAAAUAAACAAAUAACAGUUGGAUUAUUCACUUCAACUUUUUGGCUUUUGAGAGUCUGCACACAAAAAUACUAAUAAAUCUCAACUGCGUUCAAACUACCGCAAAAAUGGCUAGAAAGAAGCAACUGAGUAAAGAAACAAAAGUACAGAUUUGUACAUUGAGGAAAAAAGGAUACACAGAAAGAGAAAUUGCAAAAUGCCUAAAGGUGUUGAACAGAAGAGUCCACUACACUCUGAAGAGACUAGAGGAACCUGGAAGUUAUGAUGAUAGAAAAAGACCUGGACGAAAGAGAGUUACUACAAAAGCAGAGGAUAAACAUAGCAUUGUCACCAGUGAGAGAGAUCGGCAAAAGACAGCACCAAAAAUAAGGGAGGAAAUCAACAUGACAAGGUCAUAACCCAUAUCUCUGACAACCGUGAAAUUACGUUUGAGAAAGGCUGGUCUGAAGGGUUGUGUAUCUGCAAAAAAACACUACUUCGUCCACAGAACAAAAAAAAGAGAUAUGAGUGGGCAAAAGCGCAUAAGAAUUGGACUUAUGAUAACUAGAAAUAAGUUUGCACUGUUUGGUUCAAAACGCAGAGUUUAUGUCCACAGACAAACUGGUGAACCUCUGAAAGCACCAUGUGUUAUACCCACAAUUCAGCAUGGAGGUGUUAGUUCCAUGGUAUGGGGAUGUUUUGCAGGUGAUGGAGUAGGAGAUUUUUUUUAAGUAAAGGGUAUUAUGAAGAAGGAACAGUACCAAUCCAUUCUCCAGCACCAUGCUGUUCCAUCUGGACUCAGACUUGUGGGUCAUAAGUUUGUUUUGCAGCAAGACAAUGACCCUAAGCACUCUGCCAAGCUCUGUCAGGGUUACCUAGACAAAAAAAGAAGAGGAAGGUGUUCUUCAAAAGAUGGUUUGGUCCCCUCAGUCUCCAUACCUUUCUCCAAUUGAGCUUGUGCGGGAUGAAUUGGAUCGAUCGGUCAGAAAAACGCGUCCCACGAAUCAGCAGUCUCUUUUUAAUGAACUUAAGAAAGCUUGGAAUGCAAUCCCUGGAACAUACCUUAAAAAAAACUUGUGGAAUGAAUGCCUCGUAUAUGCCAAGCUGUUGUUAAAGCCAGAGGAGGUUACUUUAAAGAAAGUAAAGUCUAAGCAACAAUAACUCAAAUACCUAAUAAUUAUAGUCAAAAUGUCUUCUGAUAAGUUACUCUUCACACAAUAGUCAUGUUUAUUGUGUUGCAAAUUAUAUAUAUGAAACUAUGAUCUUUUUUUGUACAAAUCUGAUCUUGCUUCCAAACUUUUGGCCUGUAGGGUAUAUCCUACUGAGUAUAUCCUUGUUGGAGGCAACUUUAAUAUGAUACAUAUAAAAAUGGUUUAUUGCACAUUGAGGUUUCUGUUGUGAAGUCUGUCAGUUGCAGGAAGGAGUGACCUGUGAUACCUCUCCAUAACACACUUUGGGUGGAGCAUCCUGUCCCUUAAGGAGCUCCUCAGUGCAGUGAGUGUGUGUUGGAGGGGGUGAGAGUCACUGUCCAGCAUGCAGGACAGAUGGGCUGUGAUCCUCCUCUCCCCCACCUUCACAAGCCUUAGCUAACUCCGGCUGGUUUACAAUGAGAAUAGACAUACAUAUUUCUUGUAUCAUGUCUCCUUCUCCUUGUCCAUGAACUGGUACUGUCCUGUCUAAAUAAAUGAAUAAAUAAAUAAAUAAAUAAAUAAAUAAAUAAACAAGUUCUAGAGGGCAUCCCAGGACAGAGCUGGCCUUUUUUAUGAGUUUGUCCAGCCUCUUCCUGUCAGCUGCUGUGAUGCUGCCCCCCCAGUAGACCACUCCAUAGAAAAUGGCAGAGCCCACCACAGAGUCAUAGAAGGUCUUCAGGAGUGCCCCCCGCACCCCAAAAGACCUCAGCCUCCUGAGCAGAUAGAGCCUGCUCUGUCCUUUCUUGUAAAGUACGUUGGUGUUAUGAGUCCAGUCCAUUUUAUUGUUCAGAAGAACACCCAGGUACUUGUAAGAUGUCAUCAUCUCAUUGUCCCUUCCCUGAAUGUUCAUGGGUGGGGGGGGGGGGGGGUGCCUGCAGAAGUCCACAACCAACUUCUUCGUCUUUCCAGUAUUGAUCUGGAGGUGGUUCCGCUGGCACCAGUCUACAAAGUCCCGGACAAGUUCUCUGUAUGCCAAGUUGUUCCCGUCAGUGAUGAAGCCGAUUAUAGCAGAGUUGUUAGAGAACUUCUGCAGAUGGCCCAUUCCCUGGGGGGCCCCUAUACUACAGAGGGCAGUCUCCGAAACACAGUCCCGGGUCCUCACAUACUGUGGGCGGUUGGUAAGGUAAUCCACAAUCCAGCAUGUGAGGUGUUGGUCCACUCCGGAGAGCUCCAGCUUGCCCCUCAGGAAGGCCGACCUGAUGGUGUUGAAAGCACUGCUAAGGUUCAGGGAAAGGACCCGACCAGAGCUCACAGGCAACUCCAGGUGAGACAGAGCUCGUUGAAGGAGGGAGAUGAUGGUGUCGUCCACUCUGAUGCCAGUCUGAUAUGUGAACUGCAGUGGGUCCAUGGAUGAGCUCACCAGGGGGCGCAGGUGGGCAAGGAACAAUUGCUCCAGGGCCUUCAUGAGGCAUAAUAUUAAGACCAUCGUCUGAAGCAGCUAGGGUCCUUAGGUUGUGGAAUCUUUGGAACUGGUACCAUGCAGGAUGUCUUCCAGGGGCGUGGUACCCUUCCCAGUUUCAGGUUCAAGUUAAACAGAUGUCCAAUGAUCUCACUUAGCUGGUCUGAGCAGGACCUGAGCAGUCUUGAACUAAGGCCAUCUGGUCCCGCCGCCUUCAUGGUCUUGAUCCUCCUGAGCUGAUUCCUCACCUGGAGGGAUACGAGGAACAGGCUGGAGCAGGGCGGCUUUGUGUCUGGGAAUGCAGAUGGGGAACUAAGAGGAGCAGUAGGGGGUUGGGCUUGUGGUGGUGAGCUGAAUACUGCAGGGAGGGAGUUGAUGCGGGGACUUGGGCAGAGCACUGGAGGAUCAAAAGAUAGGGGCUGCUGCAGGGGCUGCCACAGCUGAGGGAAGGGCAGAUACAUUCUCAAACCCACAAAAGUAGGUGUUUCGUUCAUCUGCCCACUUUUGGUCCCCAGCUGCCUGGGAGUUGGACUCCUGGUGGCCUGAGAUGGUUUUCAGGCCACUACAGACUCCACUGGUGUUGUUCUCCUUCAGCAGAUCCUCCAUCUUCUUUCUGUAGCUGUACUUCUACUCCCUGAUUUUGCCUCUCAGUUCACUUUGAACAGUCUUCAGCUUCUCUUUGUUCCUUGACUUAAAGGCCCUCUUUUUCUCCUUUAAAAGAGCCUCAAUGUCGGGAGUAAUCCAGGGUUUGUUGUUGCCACAUCAUUUAUGAGCUUUUGAUGAGCUGACAGCUCACCAUGGCAUUUAUACACACAUACAGAGCCAGGUCUCUGCUGCUGUGGCCUUCAACUGUAUUUAAAUGCUUAGCUGUUGUGUCACUAAAGCACCAUUGUUAAUUGUCGUGUUUUUCUCUCCUGUGCAGCGACAAGAUGUUUCCCGCAUUUGGCUUUGGAGCCCAGAUUCCUCCCACAUGGCAGGUAAGACUUAAAUGUGAACUCAUAAAUUCAUGCAAACUUUCAUUAGACUGGAACAGGGCUGCAACUGUAUAAGUGCUUAAAUACUGUCAUUAUGAAUGCAUUGAGUUUGAGUCAGCUUAAUGGUUUGAGUCACCCUUUGCUGCUUUGUUGAACUGUUGGCUAUCAUGUGGGAUCUUGCGUUUCGUUUUUAACAGGUCUCCCACGAGUUUCCUCUUAAUUUCAACCCUUCAAAUCCAUUCUGUGCAGGUAUGUUUAUGAUUGCAGCACAAGUGCAUUGGGACAGCCUGAUAUGAUCUUGUCAACAUCUCCAAUUUAUACACAUUUAAUUUUUUGUGGAUUAAUAUACAGUAGGUGUGAUCCCAGGUAUGUAGGUUUCUGCCAUGGUUGAGUUAGAGAGUACUGAGUGUUAAAAAAAAGAACCAUUAAAAACAUAAAAUACAAUCAGUGUGUGCAAUAAAAUCAUAGUUGCUUUUUUCAAGUUUUUGGUCCAAAAAAGAACUAGAUUUUGUUCUUUUAGGCCUCGUAAGCUCAAAUCCCUGAUCCCUGUUCACUAAAAAUGUCCUGAAUUAAGUGUAUUAUCAAAUUUUACUGUAGAUUCAGAGACAGAUAUUCAGAUUAAAAGCCAAGACAAUCCUAUUUUGGUGUGUUUUACUGAUUACAUGUGAAAAUCCUCAACUUUGCAAACAGGGAACUACACUUUCAACUGUAAUUUCUUGAAAGGACAUUUGGCUAAAGAUCCCGGCCUUAUCCCAAACACAGAACGAAAAUUUAGUUUGUGAUUGACAAGUGGUUGAGAUUGUUUUUACACGUUCUGAACCCAAAAUGAGUGUGUUUCUGCACAGCACGGAGGCAGUGAUGACACCUAACAGGUGUUUUUAUUUGUGUUUCUAUGUAGGUGUUGAGGGCAUAGUGGAGGCCUACAGGGUCUGCCUGCCUCAGGUCAAACUUUAUGGACCUACCAACUUCUCCCCCAUCAUCAACCACGUCGCUUGUUUCGCCAAACAAGCCCUGCAACAGACCACAGCAUCAGUGAGUGUUACUCUGUUCAGGAGCAACAAUAAUGACGUGGACUCUCAAAGCUGUGAAUGCACAAAUUCACAUUUUUAACAGGGUUUAAAGCUCAUUCAAAGGAGGAUGUUUCCUCUGCUUCCUGCUCAACCUAGAACUCAGCUCAACUGCUGAUGCUCCUGUUAGUUUUCAUGAAUUAUCUUAUUUAGAGAAGAUGCUCUGAGCUCAGCCUGCUGCCUCAUGAUUUACUUAACAGCAUAAAUUAUUAUUAUUAGCAGAAUGCGGACAAUGUGAGAUGUGGUACAUAGACAUUGCGAGGUUACCAGAUGGUUUCUAGACUUUUUUGUUGUGGCUAUUUUGAUUUUUUUUGCCAUUGGAGUAAGGUAAAAGUGAAUGCAAAGUUACCAACAAUGCUGGCUCCAGCAGGAAUCCAUCAUUUUUCGUGUUUAUGAUAUUGACUGGGGUAUAAAUGUGGGCUGCAACAAAAGCCUUAAAACAGACAUUUUGAAACAAACUGCAGGGUCUCAAGAAUGUGUUUUAGCUCAAAGGACCACUGAACAAGAUAUUUUACAGGUUGUUGUGGGUCUCAAAGACAGCCAUGCCCGAAAUUCUCAUAUUUAUGGUCAAAAUUACUUUAGAUGGAACCAUAAUUAAUACAUUUACCAAAAAAAGCAUCUUGGUGAGCUCAUGAAUAUUUAAACGUAAACUGAGAAUAAAACCAUUUUCUCAGACUUCUUUCAGACCUGUGGGUUGCCCCCUGCUGGUCAUAACAAAGAAUGCGAUUUAUUGGUUUCAUAGUCUGUAUUUGCUGAACACAGGUUUGAGGGUUAGUGCAUGUUUUUGACAUGUUAAUAUGCCGGUAUUGACGUGAUGAGUCUCAAACUGGCCAGAAACACAUUUGUUUUUCUUCUUUGCUUUACUCAUCCUGCAGCAAUACUUUGUGCUGCUGAUCAUCACUGACGGAGUGAUCACAGACAUGGAUGAGACUCGCAACGCCAUAGUCAGCGCUUCCCGUUUGCCCAUGUCCAUUAUUAUCAUUGGGGUUGGGGGAGCAGACUUCAGCGCCAUGGAGUUCCUGGAUGGAGAUGAUGGACGUCUGCGUUCUCUGUCCGGCGAGCCCGCCAUGAGAGACAUCGUCCAGUUUGUUCCAUUCAGACAGUUUAAGAAUGUAAGUGCAGGAGGUUUUUACAUAUUUAUUGGUUUUUGUUUGAGCUGUGAGGGUGUUUGAUUUGAUUUCCGCUGAUUUUCCAGAGCUAUAAAAACUGCAGGAAUCAAGCUCAUUCUCUGAACAUUUCACAGCUGCAUUUAUGUUUUAUCUGCUUCACGGUUACAAAUCCAAACACAGAACAUGUUCCUUUCCAAGUGGCUAUGAACAUGCCCUAACCAGACUUGGAAAUCCCCAGCCCAGACCCAUAAAGUCCAGGUCGUUCAAAAGCUUUAAUCUGGAUUAAAAUGAGCUGGAUUCAGAAAUCCUCUAAUUUUGCUGUACAUAAUCAGGUAAUCCAUCACACCUCUGUCCCAGAUCAACAGAGCUGUAGAAGUGACUACAUGCAACAUAACUGAUCCACAAGGCAUGCAAAAAUCCAUCCAUGACUGAUAGUGCUGGACGAUAAAAUUAUAAUGAUAAAUAUCGAAAAUUAAUUUCCCUCAAUAUAAAACAUGUUCAAGAUGCUUUUUUGAUUGUUGGUAUUAAAAGGAGAAAAGUGCGUUCUCCAGGAUUUAGCUGGGUUUAGAGCGACAAGGUGUAUGGUGUGUGUCCCCGUUAAAAGACACGGAUACAGAUGUCCAGUUUAGUGGUGGAUUUAUUUGACUGUGGUUCUACAGAUAAAUAUACAAAGCAACAAUCAGUACAGCUCACACCAUAAAUAACACACAUACAUAAUAUAACUCUGAAUAUAAAGGACUGUAUUCAGCAAUCAAUCAUGUGAUAUAUGACUCUGCAUUGUAAACAAAUUAUCUCACACGAGGCUCACAACAGCCAUGGCAAGAAUUAGAUUAUUAGCUGAACAUCGAGUUGCAUGAGAUAGCAUUAGCCAUAUUCACGGUAAACAAUACAUUAACACAAUAUAGCAUCAAACUUGGACAGUGAAACAUAAAACUCACUUCUGGCAUUUACACACAAUAAACCCAGGAUGUAAAGGUAAAUAUUGGGUAAAAACAGGUAAGAAGAAAUUUAGGAACUAUCCUCUGCUGUAUGAGGAGGAACUAGUGUUGUGUCAUACAUGAACGUUUCGUCUGUUGAAUACAUCUACAUUGAUGCCACCUCCUUCAGUCAUAUAUGCGUGACUGUAGCUUUCGGCCAGGAGAAGAUGUCGUCAGGUGGUGUCCAAUUUUCACUGGGCGUUUCGACCCUGAACCACAACGCCCUCCAGUUGGCGGGUCGGCAGUGAUGGCCAGUCACUGCCCAUCUUCUCCUGGCCCCUAGCUUAACUCCUCCCUCCUAUUCCAGAGCCAACAAGAUGCUCUUUCUGCAGCCUCCCCUAACCUACAGUCCGCUGCCCUCCUCUCCCUUCCUGCAAUUCCCAGGGCUGUGAGUGUCUUCCACACAGACUGUGCCGGGAAACCCCUGCAGCCAACCUCGGCCGGGAACAGCCAGGCUUGCCAUCCUUUCUCCCUGCAUUGCUGGACGAGGUCCUGAUACUUGGUGGCUUUCCUCUCUGCAGCCUCCUCACAUCCGUCUUCCCAUGGCACUGUCAGUUCGAUCAGGAUGAUCUUCUUUGCCUCAUUAGACCAUAUGACCAAGUCGGGCCUGAAUGAUGUUUGCACAACCUGGGGGAAGGGUAGCUUCCUUCCCAGGUCCACUCUCCCACGAUUGUGCCAUUUGCAGGAGGCUCUUCUUGGUCUUCUUGGAGGAUGAUGGUUUCUCUCCCUCCCUGAUGAACUGGAUGGAUGGUGUUGGUUUUGCCAUGGUCAGGCGCUUUUUCAGUCUCUCCCGCUCCAAGAUGUCUGCCAGUGCUCGGAGGACCUUGUCAUGGCGCCAUCGGUAUCUCCCCUGGCUAAGGGCAGUGUUGCAUCCUGCCAGUAUGUGUGCCAUAGUUCCUCUCCCUCCACAUAACCUACACAGUGGGUCCUCCCUCAUCCCCCAUCUGUGGAGAUUGGAUGGUGUUGGUAGGGUGUCGUACACUGAUCGGAGCAGGAAAGAGAUGCGAAAGGGCUCCAGUCUCCAGAGUUCAGGCCACGUGAUCUUCCUCUUUGGCAGGUCCCACUUUGUCCAGGCUCCUUGUAGUCCAAGUUCCACAGCCCUGUACCUCCACCUUUCCUCCUCCAGGUGUUGGACCUCCGGUUGGAUCAUAUCGCUCCUCUGCCUUGGGUCUGCUUUACCCCAUUGCUGGAAGUGAGUAGAUCCAAGUCCUUGUCUGCCUAUGCAUGGGUUUCCCUAUGAUGUCCUUCAACUUUCUGCUUGAGCCACUGCUGUAUCAGCUGCCCAUUUCCGUCCUGAUCUUGUUGUGACACUUGCGCCUCUGACUUUUUCGUCUCUGGAAUCUCUGUAUAUCAUUGAAACUCUGCAAUAGGCCUACUGACAUGAAGCUUGGUGGAAUCCCGAGCCAGCCGCGGAGAUAUUUGUUCACUUGCCUCUCGAUUCCUUCCACUGAUGUCAUUGGCACUUCGUAGAUCGUCAGUAGCCACAUGAGUCUUGGCAGUAGACCGUGCUGGAAGAGCCAGGCCUUGAACUUUCCUGGUAGUCCAAAAGAACGUGACAGUAAUCACUCCGAGACAUGAUUUGUUCCUUUCUCAGUUCAGUUGAGCUCAGCCAUUAGCCUGGCGUGCCGGUCGGGAGUGGAUCUUGGACUCUUUGGCGAAUGACACACAGUGAGCAAGCGAGCAGGGGUCAGUGUCUCGUGAUUUGCUCACAGCGAAUGAACGAUAUGUAUCAGUUAGUCUGUGAAUGACAUGUAUCAGACUGUAGUGGAGCAGACAAAUGCAUAAUAUAGCCCGAAUCAUUCACUUUCUUAUACAAGCAUGAAAUUCGGUACAUAUACUCUUCAAACCCCACUCUUUUCAAAAAUAACGUUAGCCACACAAAAUUCUAAGAUGGCGGCCCAAAAAUCCAAGAUGUCCGCCCCAAAAAUGUGGUUUUUCCUUUAUAACUCAAAAUGCCUUGAUUUUAAGCCCCAUACAUAUAUUGAAGUUGAAUAUAAAGUUGUGUAUUGUGGACAUUUUGGUACCUAGUACAUCUCUGUAUCCAUUACGGUUCUUGAGAUACAGCAUACAGAUACUUGUACAGAAUUGGGAGUGAGAAAUUUGUAGUAAUCCAAUCUUAGUGACUAUGAAACAUUAACUUUUGGAUUACUUCAAUCCAAAAGUUGGCAGCCAUCUUGGACACCAUCUUGUUUUUCAAAUUUAAUGUUAUAACCCUCAUGAAAAUAAUAGAUAAUGGAAAUUAUAUUUUCAUAAAACCAUAUGCACGUAACAACAAUCGGUGUUACAAAUUUCUCACUCCCAAUUCUGUACAAGUAUCUGUAUGCUGUAUCUCAAGAACCGUAAUGGAUACAGAGGUGUACUAGGUACCAAAAUGUCCGCAAUACACAACUUUAUAUUCAACUUCAAUAUAUGUAUGGGUAACGGUUGUUACAGUAGGUAGGAAGCACAAGUAAGCAGUCCUGAACAACAGUAUUUACGGGGGUUAUUAUAAGGGGCAUGCGCUGCUACCAAAUACUACCGAGAUGUUGUCUGUGAUCACACAGCCCAUGCAGCUCAUGCCCAUUCAUUUCCAAGAUUAAUUCACUCAUUUGUUUAUUCCUAUCGUGUUUACAUUUUUUGUGUGAUAUGUUGGCCAUAUGAGCCUUUCAUGAAAGUGGUCAUCCGGAAAAGUAAGUGGGUCCAUGCGGUCCCUGUGAACUCUCGCGCGCCAGAGUGCUCCUCCUCGGACAAUACGAGCACCGAGGUUUACAGGAUCCUCCAAGAACGGACAAGCCGUUUUUCAAGAGAGCUCAUUGGUCAGUGGGUGGGGUUUUUAUGCUCGGUGAGUUCAAUCUGGAACUUAACCUGCCCCGGAGCAGGUUAGCCGUUCAGCGUAUGUUGCUAUGGAGACUCGCCUGGCUAAGAAGUGAACCCGCGUCGUAGAACAGGAAACCCCGAACUUACCCUCGAAGUUACCUCGCUAAGCAGUAAUCCUUCGUAGAACAGGCCCCAGGUGGACAUGCUGUCUGUGUUCAUCCAGGGAGGGGGAGAAGAUGAGGAUAUCAUCCAGAUAGACGAAGACAAAGCGGUUAAGCAUGUCACGGAGGAUGUCAUUCAUGAGAGUCUGGAAUACAGCAGGGGCAUUGGUGAGGCCAAAUGGCAUCACCAGGUACUCAAAGUGGCAUAGGGGUGUAUUGAAGGCGGUCUUCCAUUCAUCGCCCUCCUGGAUGCGGAUGAGGUGAUAGGCAUUACCGAGGUCCAAUUUGGGCAUGAUAGAGGGGCUUGAAGGAUGGGUCAAUGAGAGGCAGGGGGUCUUGUUCUUCAUAGUGAUGUCAUUGAGUCCACGGAAGUUAAUACAGGGAUGUAGAGAGGAGUCCUUCACAAAAAAGAAGCCAGCACCCAGCGGCGAGGAAGAGGGGCAGAUGAGCCUGUUGGUCAGAGUCCUGGAUGUUGGCCUCCAUGGCCUCUUUCUCAGGACGGGAUAGGUUGUACAAGCAGCCGAUGGGGAGAGGAGCCCCUGGUAGGAGGUCUAUAGCACAGUUUUAGGGGCAGUGGGGGGUAGGGACAGUGCUAAUUCCUUACUGAAGACAAAGGCAAGGUCAUGGUUUUCUGGAGGGACAUUGGAGAGGUCAGGAGGUGAAGGAGUUGACUGAAGACCAAAUAAAGCGGGGUUGGCAGACAGCAGACAGUGUGAGUGGCAUUGCAGGCUCGAACUACUGAUGGAGGAGCUCCUCCAGUCAAUGUGAGGGUUGUGUUGCUUGAGCCAAGGGAGUGCAAGAACCAGCAGGGAUACAGGGGAUUGAAUGAGAAACACCUGAAUGGUUUCUCGAUGGUUAUCUGAAAUGACUAGGGUGACAGGGGCAGUAAGGUGGCUAACGUGGGAGAUGAGGUGACCAUCCAGGGCAUUCACAUUCUCAGGGGAUUCCAGAGGCUCAAGGGGGAGUUGAAGUGAUUUUGCCAACCCAGAAUGGAUGAAGUUGUCAUCUGCCCCAGGUUCCAGGGGGGACUGGCUGAGACAGACAUGCGAUGAGGAGAGCUGGGGGAGGAGGAGGAGGUCUGACUCACCAUUGUGCUCUCCUUCAAUGGUGAGUCUUCCCUUUUAACAUCUAGGGGCAGUGAGCAAUGAAGUGUCCAGGUAGACCACUAUACAAAGGGGACGUUGGAAGGGAUCACGGGAGAGGGGCUUGAGUUCACUGCAGUGAAGGGAGCGGACCAGGAGGGGGAGCCAAUCUACAAGCCCUGAACCCUCUCUCUCUCUCUCUCUCUCUCUCUCUUUCUCUCUCUCUCUCUCUCUCUCUCUCUCUCUCUCUCUAUCUAUCUAUUUAUCUAUCUAUCUAUCUAUCUAUCUCAGGAGUGUUACUCACAGGUGUGGCAGUGCUGAGGGAACUUUUCUGGUGGUCCUCCUGGUGCAUUUUGGUGGCGAUGAGAGAGACUUGGUGAUGCAAUUGCUGAAAAGAGUCCAUAAUUCCAUGUAGCAUUUUAUCAUGACAUCCAGUUUGGAUACCUUGAGCGGAGAGGGCUUCCUUGACUACGUCCGGGUUAGCUGGGUCCAUGAUAGCCAGAUUAUUCUGUAAGGGUUUGUUUUCCUGAAGGGACCCAAGGCAGGCAGUGGAGGCAGAGGAAGCUUUAAGUGGUUUUAUUAAUAAAGAUAGGUGCAGGAUGGUUAGAGGUCCGGGGUCCAGGGAGGGAAGAGAUUCUUGGUGAGGGGGUGAGGCUGUAUGUGAUCUGAAGAAGACAACAGGUGAGUGGAGCUGAACAGAGAGUGUGGCAGUCGUGACAUAGGUUGGGUAGGCACUGGCAGCUGGUGUAGGCACUAGAGGAGAAGGAAGACAACAGGGGUAACUAUCAGGCUGAACAGUCACAGAAAAAGUCUCUAAAUCUUGAAAAUACUUGCGAGAGGCCUACAUACCACUGUAGAAACAGGAAUAAUCUGGCACUGAGCAGUCAGAGAGCAGAACUUAAGAGCAGGUGGUGAUCAGCUUGAUCCGGUGGUCCUGCUGACGAGGAGCCGCCCAACCUCUGUAAGGGGAAAAGGGAGACUCCACACACACAAAAAAGACUCCAUGUUGCCCAUAAGUGAUAGAAACCAGUGUUAUCGUGACAUUUUGUCCUCCAAACCACCCUUUUCAAGACUUGAACCAAUCUGAUAGCUUUGAUCUGAUUGGAUUAGCUUUGGAUGACCCUACCUCAGAUCUCACCCAGCUUUCCUGUGUGUAUUCAUCUCUUUUCAGGCACCCUGCCAGGCUCUUGCCCAGAGUGUUUUGGCUGAGUUACCUCAACAAGUGGCCUCCUUCUUCACUUUAAUGAAACUGAAGCCUCCUCAUGAUCCCAAUCCUUCAUAGGGGUACUCCAAAAAUUCAGUUACUGAACCCGCCAACAUCCUUGUCCUUGCUUUCCCUGCAUGAAAAACCGCUUCACUUAAUCCCUGCAUGAAACACUGCAUCUAAACACUGCUUCACUAAACCAUUUUCAGCUGUUUGUCUUCUCACCUCCUCAUCCAUCUCUGUUUCAUACAGAUUUAUCAUGAGUGUUGAGCAGUGGUGCUGCCAGGGAUUUUUGGCCCCAUGAAAAAAAUCUUACUGGGCCCCCCAUAGCUGGCCGUAAAGCCGGCAGAAAAUGUUAGUACUAUUUUUCAUAAAACUGCAUUUUAAUGAUAUUUUUGACACUCAUUCCCAUAUACACUCACCGGCCACUUUAUUAGGUACACCAUGCUAGUAACGGGUUGGACCCCCUUUUGCCUUCAGAACUGCCUCAAUUCUUCGUGGCAUAGAUUCAACAAGGUGCUGGAAGCAUUCCUCAGAGAGCUUGGUCCAUAUUGACAUGAUGGCAUCACACAGUUGCCGCAGAUUUGUCGGCUGCACAUCCAUGAUGCGAAUCUCCCGUUCCACCACAUCCCAAAGAUGCUCUAUUGGAUUGAGAUCUGGUGACUGUGGAGGCCAUUUGAGUACAGUGAACUCAUUGUCAUGUUCAAGAAACCAGUCUGAGAUGAUUCCAGCUUUAUGACAUGACGCAUUAUCCUGCUGAAAGUAGCCAUCAGAAGUUGGGUACAUUGUGGUCAUAAAGGGAUGGACAUGGUCAGCAACAAUACUCAGGUAGGCUGUGGCGUUGCAACGAUGCUCAAUUGGUACCAAGGGGCCCAAAGAGUGCCAAGAAAAUAUUCCCCACACCAUGACACCACCACCACCAGCCUGAACCGUUGAUACAAGGCAGGAUGGAUCCAUGCUUUCAUGUUGUUGACGCCAAAUUCUGACCCUACCAUCCGAAUGUCGCAGCAGAAAUCGAGACUCAUCAGACCAGGCAACGUUUUUCCAAUCUUCUAUUGUCCAAUUUUGAUGAGCUUGUGCAAAUUGUAGCCUCAGUUUCCUGUUCUUAGCUGAAAGGAGUGGCACCCGGUGUGGUCUUCUGCUGCUGUAGCCCAUCUGCCUCAAAGUUCGACGUACUGUGCGUUCAGAGAUGCUCUUCUGCCUACCUUGGUUGUAACGGGUGGUUAUUUGAGUCACUGUUGCCUUUCUAUCAGCUCGAACCAGUCUGGCCAUUCUCCUCUGACCUCUGGCAUCAACAAGGCAUUUCCGCCCACAGAACUGCCGCUCACUGGAUAUUUUUUCUUUUUCGGACCAUUCUCUGUAAACCCUAGAGAUGGUUGUGCGUGAAAAUCCCAGUAGAUCAGCAGUUUCUGAAAUACUCAGACCAGCCCUUCUGGCACCAACAACCAUGCCACGUUCAAAGUCACUCAAAUCACCUUUCUUCCCCAUACUGAUGCUCGGUUUGAACUGCAGGAGAUUGUCUUGACCAUGUCUACAUGCCUAAAUGCACUAAGUUGCCGCCAUGUGAUUGGCUGAUUAGAAAUUAAGUGUUAACGAGCAGUUGGACAGGUGUACCUAAUAAAGUGGCCGGUGAGUGUAUGUGAAAAGAGCAAAAUGACAGUUACUUGGUAGGGGAAGCACUGAAAAUACAAUUAAAUUAAUUUUGAUUCAAUUAUUUGCUGCAAACUGAAAUGCAACCAUAAUCCGUGGAGAAAAAAACAUCAAAGACAAAAUGGGCAAUUACCUUUUAUGAUUUAUUGUAGUUUGAACAUCAUCUUUAGAAUAAGAUGCAACAAGCAAAACAAAAAAAAUAACAAAUAAAUAAAUCUAAUCAACAGCAGAUGUUAAACUCAGUAAAGCAGGGUCACAUCUGAAUAGAAAAAUAGCAGGAUUUCACAUGGUAUAUUGUAUUGUAUGACAAUGAACUGAAUGUAACAAGAUCACAAGUAGACCACUGUAGAGAUUUUAAGCCAAACCAUAGCGAAGAGUCAUACUUAAUAUAAGUAAACACAUUUUCAAGGUAAAACAGUAAAAUUAUAUAUCAAAGAAUGUUGGGGGUACCUCAGCGGCUGCUGCUCCUCUUGUCCUCUUGGUGUGUCUGUGGGGGAAACUGAUUGACUGUAGACCCACCUUGCCUGUGAAAAAACUGGGUGACAUACUGUCGACCCCUUAGCUUUUUUUUCCUUUCAUUUUUGGCUCUCAGAUUUUUGAGGCAUCAUGCUCUCUCUCUACUUGCUGUCUUUGAAAAAUUAGCACUUAGCGUCUGGGAAAACGGAGCAGGUUGACUGAACCGUUUUAUUUAAAUUGGGGGGGGGGGUGGACUUGAGAAAUGUUUUGCAAAACAAAUAAACUUAGUGUUACCAAUACAUUGUAUAUAAAAUGUAUGUGUAACUGUAAGUUUAUUACAGAGUACGAUAAAAUUUGUCUUAGGGGCCUCUCUGGGCCCCUGAUAAUUACGGGCCCCUAGAAUCCUUCUCCUUUUACCCCCCCCCCCCCCUUUUGGUGCCCCGGUUGUUGAGUGAGGGAGAGAGAAGCAUUCAUGCACCUUAUUUGUCUUUCGUUUUAUUAAGCAGUGUUGCGUUUUGCAUAUUCUAACCAUGGAUGUGCAUUUCAUGACUCUGGCACUUUGUUUUCUUUUACUUUUUGGAGUUUUUAAGUCCGCGUCUGGCGACCUGUUCAGCGGCUCCAUUGUUGACAGUCGUGAACAGCUGUUGGCGCAGUGCCAAGCCCGGCCACCUUCAUAGGACAGACGGGACAUCCCCGCCAAGCUCCGCAGGAGAGGGAGAGGAUGCAGAGCCGGGCAAAGCAGAGACGUUUUAUACCAACUGUCCCGUCCAUCAUCAUGGGAAACGUGAGGUCUCUCCCCAACAAGAUGGAAGAGCUCACAGCGCUGACUCGGCUGCAGUGGGAGUACCGGGAGUGCAGCCUCAUGAUGUUCACAGAGUCAUGGCUGAACGAACUCCCUCCUGACCUGCUCGUAACUUUGGACGGAUUUCAUCUCGUCAGAGCGGACCACAGCGUGAGGGAAAGUGGUAAGAAGAAAGGAGGCGGGAUAGCGUUGUAUGUGAAUGAGAGAUGGUGUAAUGCUGGGCACGUCAGUGUUAGAGAGCAGUGCUGCUCUAAGGACAUUGAGCUGCUGGCUGUGAGUUUGCGGCCAUAUUACCUGCCAAGGGAGUUUUCGCACGUCAUCGCGUUAACUGUUUACACCCCCCCUCUCGGCUGAUGCUGCUGCAGCCUGUGAACUCCUCCACAGUGAAGUGUCCAAGCUACAAACAUCAUACCCUCAAUCUCUGAUCAUCAUCUCUGGAGACUUUCAUCAUGCAUCGCUCUCCUCCACUCUCCCUAUCUUCAGCCAGUAUGUGGAAUGCCCAACAAGAGACAAUAAAACUUUGGACUUACUGUAUGCAAACACCAAGGAUGCAUACACCUCCUCCCCCCUCCCCCUGCUGGGCCACUCAGAUCACAACCUGGUGAGACUGCAGUCCAUUUACAUACCUGUAGUGAAGAAACAACCCCCCACCAUCAGGUAUGUUAAGAGGUGGUCUGAGGAGGCCACUGAGGCGCUGCAGGACUGUUUUGAGACCACAGACUGGGAUGUACUGUGCGGCUCACAUGGUGAAGACAUCGACACCAUGACAGAUUGCAUCACGGACUAUAUAAACUUCUGUGUUGAGAACACCGUACCCACCAGGAAAGUACAGUGUUUCUCCAACAGCAAACCCUGGGUGACCCUUGAACUUUAAGUCCUCCUGAAGGAGAAGAGGAGGGUCUUUAAAUCCGGGGACAAGGAGGAGCUGAGGAGGGUGCAGAAGGAGCUGAAAUGGGGGAUCAGAGAGGGAAAGGCCAGCUACAAGACCAAGAUGGAAAACCUUCUGCAACAGAACAACGCGAGGGAGGUCUGGAGAGGCCUGAAAUCCAUCUCAGGUCACAGCAGGGGCCACGAGAGGGGACCUGAAGCAGGAGACAGGGAGUGGGCCAACGAGCUGAAUCUGUUCUUCAAUAGAUUUGACUCUGCUCCCACUCCUCCCCCGACUCAUCAAACCAAUGACCCGUCUGCUUCUUCUUUACACCACCUCAGUUCUCUAGCACCGGCAUCAUCACCCCCCCUCCACUCAUCCUCCAGCACCACCCCCAGCCUCUCCAUAACAGCUGACCAGGUGAGAAGUGAGCUGAGGAAGAUAAAACCAAGGAAGGCCACGGAUCCUGACGGCAUCAGCUCCAGACUCUUGAAGGACUGUGCAGCUCUGUGAGGUGCUACUGCACAUCUCCAGCUUGAGCCUGAGUCUGGAGAGGGUCCCAGCACUGUGGAAGACUUCUUGCAUGAUUCCUGUCCGCAAGACAGCACACCCCAGGGAGCCCAACCAAUGUUCCCUCUAAUUUUUCAUGUGUCUGGGCAAACACACAAGCUUCCUGAGCACACUGAAGAUCAUUGUGAGCACCAUCAAAUGCGCACACUGGAUGGUGGCCUUACCCUUAGACCACCGGCGGGAGCGCACAUCACUAGCUUCCAUUCAGCGCAGCCUUUAGUUCCCUCCGGCCGCGUAUUUCUCUGCAGCGCUUCUGCUCGUCCAACUGUUGUUUCAGAGCUAUCAUGGAUAUGCCGCUAUGUUUUCCUGACUGUAUCAAACAUAUUUGUCCACUUCUUUUAUGUAUCCGUGAAUGAAAGUCGUCUACAGGGCUAUACACACACAGACAGUCACACACACACCCGCACACACAGGGACACGGACCAGCGCUGACAACUGCUUGUGUAGAUUUACUGUUGUCCAUAUGUUUUCGCUAUCUGUGUGUAGCUGAGUAAAUAUUUCGAAAUAAAUAUCAGACUUUGAUAAAAAAAAACAUUUUAAUUUACUUUUUAGGUGACAAUGUCACCAGGUGGACACCCGCGGCUUAUUUACCGGUGCGGCUUAUACGUGUACGAAGUUAUUUUUUUCCCUAAAAUAAGCAUCUGCGGCUUGUUUAACGGUGCGCUCUAUAGUCCGGAAUUUACGGUAUAUAAGCAAUGUCAAUGCGAUGAUUGGCUACGUAGCGUAAGUGAACCGUAUCACAUCAUUGGCUGGACAUCUAUCACUCACUGUGUUAGACAUGCACUGUAUAGCUUUUCUUGUGCGCUGAUAAUGUGUGAGCAGUGCGCGAUUGCGCAGGCGCGCAGCUUAGAGGGAACAUUGAGCCCAACCACUUCAGACCUGUGGCCCUCACUUCUCACCUGAUGAAGACUCUGAAGAGGAUUGUGCUGAGGAACCUCCGCCUCCUAGUGAGCUCUCAUCUGGAUCCUCUGCAGAUUGCGUACCAGCCGAACAUCAGAGUGGACGACGCUGUCAUCUACCUGCUGCAGAGGUCCAUGGCUCACUCGGAGAACACUGGCAGCACUGUGAGGGUCAUGUUUUUUUACUUCUCCAGUGCUUUCAACACCAUCCAGCCUUCACUACUAAGGGGGAAGCUUGAGAGGGCGGGAGUGGACUGUCACCUAGUUGCAUGGACCGUGGACUAUCUCACCGACAGACCACAGUUUGUGAGGCUUCAGAACUGUGUGUUGGACAUGGUAGUCUGCAGCACAGGGGCUCCACAGGGGACAGUGCUCUCCCCCUUCCUCUUCACCCUGUACACCUCGGACUUCAGCUACAACUGUCACUUCUGGAGCUGUCACCUCCAGAAGUUCUGUGAUGACACAGCCAUCGUCAGAUGUGUAUCGUCAGGGGAUGAGCGGGAAUACAGGACUGUCAGGAGGGGGACACCUCAGACUGUUCCAGUGAACAUCCAGGGUCUGGACAUCGAGAUGGUGGAGUCCACCAGAUUCCUGGGUGUCCACCUCAACAAUAAACUGGACUGGUCAACAAACACAGACGUCCUGUACAAGAAGGGCCAAAGUCGUCUCCACCUGCUGAGGAGACUGAGGUCCUUUGGAGUGUGCAGGACUCUGCUCAGGACUUUCUGUGACUCUGUGGUAGCAUCUUCACUUUUAUAUGCAGUGGUCUGCUGGGGGCUAGAGAGCACCGAGAGGAACAGGAAGAGACUGAACAGACUGGUCAGGAGGGCCAGUUCUGUCCUGGACUUCUCCUUGGACUCCCUGGAGGAGGUGGGUGAGAGGAGGAUGUUAGCAAAGCUUGUAUCCAUCAUGGACAAUCCCUCUCACCCACUGCACCAGACUGUGGGGGCCUUAAGCAGCUCCUUCAGCAGCAGACUGAGACUCCCACCUUGCGGAACGUAACCGCAGGUCAUUCCUCCCUUCUGCAAUAAGACUUUACAACGAACUGCAUUAAAACUGGACUCACACCACUACUUUUUUCUGGUACUUAAAUUGUGUAUAUUGUAAAUAGUUUUAUUUUUUCUUCUCCCUAUUUCCUUUUCUAAUAUUUUUCUUAAUUAGAACAUUUAUUUAAGUUCUUAAUAUAUGAUCUUUAUUUUUAUAAAUGCAUUUUUGCACUUUGUGAUGCUGCUGUGACAAAAAAAUUUCCCCCAUGGGGGAUCAAUAAAGGAAUAUUCUAUUCUUCUAUUCUAUGCUCACAGUAACAAGAUCAUUUUCCCUUUAGGUUGAUUGUUUUGGGUUUUUUUCCAAUAAGUUCAAUUUGGACUCGCUUUCCAGCCAGUAUUAGCCAUAAUCUGCAACUUUUCCGAGCUUUUUGGAGCAAACAACACCAGUCCGACACCACAACAAGUAUUAGUUCACAAUCAUUCUCCAGUUUUUGCGUGAAUGAAAGAGAAACAAUUUUGGCAGCAACUGAAAUGUUGCACUCGCUGGAUCAAAAAGGCAGGUGACAACCAGGGGAUGGCUUCAUGGUGUCUCUGUCCAUUUACAUACAGUUAUUUGACUCCAAACUAGGUAAACAAUACAUUACAAUAUGAGAAUUUUAUCGAUCCCCAAAGGGAAAUUCAUUUGUCUGGAGUCUCAUGCCAUCUGUUAGUCAAAGAGUUAUAAAGUACAACAGAUCUUCUUAAUCUUUCCGUCCUACAGUAAAGAAAGAGGAGCUGUCCACCACCAUUAUGUUGGUCCAUCAAAGUGUUAUGAAGCAGAUUACCCAAAAAUGACACCAAAGGAAGGCGACAGACUGAUAGUAUAACAAACAAGAACGAAUUGUUCUGCAUAGAUCUAAAGAUGAUUUUGGCUUCUAGAUUAAAUAAUUUAUGAACGCAGUUAUCUUCUCUGAACCGGUCCUGAAAAUCUGCCAAAGCCUUCUCUGUGUUGUGGGUCAUGCUUGCUUCAAGUCUGCUUUUUUCAGGUGCUUGUGAGUUUUAACAGUUGUUAGAUGUUCCUGCCCCAUUUACUUCCUCUCGAAUUUCUUCUGCUGACUGGUAAGCCAUUAAUCGCAGAGCUGAAGUUAUGUUUUCUCCUGCUGUCUCCUGAUGCUGUCUGAAGAAACGCUAUUAUCAGAUUGUCAACAUGAAGAGGGGAAAUCAUAAACAAUGCAUUAAAGAAGAAGGAGAACUUUAUUGAUCUCCGAGGGGAAAUUUGAUAAACCCGUAUAUUCAAUGUACCCAAACAGUUUUCUGUGGAUUGGUUUGAAGUUUGGGUUAUGGUUGCCUGUAAUGCUGUCUUUGCAAUUCAGUUAAUGGUUAAUGGUUUUCUAGGUUGAAUUAGUUUUUAAGCAGGACAAAACUGAGAGAAAAAAAUGAUAUUACAAUUUUGUCACUUCCUGCACUUAGAAAUUCCACAGACAUGAGCAAUAGUAAGACCCCUCCUUUCCUUUGGUCCUCAUCUGCAUUCUACACCUCCCUCAUGCUCCUUAAGCUGAUAAUUCACUGAUCAUAGUAACCUCAUCAUGCAUAACUCAAGCAUAUCUUCUCUCUGUGUUGUUUUCUACUUUUUUGACUUCUAUACUCUCUCUUCAGGCUCCUCAAGAAGCUCUGGCAAAGAGUGUGCUAGCAGAAGUUCCUGAUCAGUUGGUGGACUUUUUCAAUACCAUGAAGCAGCAGCCACCCAAGUCCAGUACUACUGCUCCAAACUCUGCAGGGACCUUCUGAUAUGGACUCAGACCGGUAUCCUCUCCUGCUGAUGUUGCAAUUUUAUAUCAUCUCACAGCUAGGAGAAUGACUUCCUAACCCUUUGUCUUGUAUCACCGUACAUGCGUGCAGCUUUGCCAGGUUAACCAUCCUGACCGUACAUAAACACUCCGGUGUAUAGACCAACCUGUGUUUCCUGGAAACUCUGUGUAUAGGCCCAGUUUUUAAUGAUGCAUGUUUGUUAAUCUGAGCUGUCAUUUAGCACUACAGCCACUAAAAAAUCACAAUAAUCAUUCUAUUAUUUUAUAGAAAAGGUGCUGGCCUUGUACAAUAGUUAAUAGAAGAAAAAAAUUGUCUGCUCUGUAAACCUAACUCGAAUGAAAGCAUUUAUAGUAUCUGCAGCAGCUGACCAGUUCUUUGGGUUACUGUGCUCUGAACUUUAGGGUGUAACCUUAGACUGUAUGGACAACUUGGCUCCACCUUCUGUCAUUAUACAAAUUUAAAGCCAAAUUGCGCUCUGUAUUUUCUCCACUUCCUGGAGCAACCAAUUGUGCAGUAGUGCUGUACACAUUCGGCAGGAGAGCCGCUAUGAUGACGCGUGGCUCAAACAGAGUAUCCCCUGGGUGAGCUACGCAAUCUUCGUACGCCCAUAGGGUGUAUCAAGUGUCAAUCAUAGAAAACAUAAACCCCCUUAUAACUUUUAAAAAUAGAGCUGUACAGAAAAAAAGAGGACUUGAACACAAACCAGUCUUAUAGUAACUACAUGUCAACAUCCCAACCAGGGAGGAGAAAAAUUUAUAUUCCGUGUAAUUAAUUCAUAAAGUUUGUCCACAGCUCCAUGGGGAUUGAUAGUGGAGGCAGGAUUUAUGACCUAUACUGCAGCCUGUUCUCGUGGGGGCUUCACCCAGCUAGGAGGCAGACGGCAUCCAUACUAUAUACAGUGUAUGGGUGUAACACAGUAAUCGUUAUUUAAAGCACUUAAUAGGUGUGUAAAAUAGAGUUGAGUUUACAGCAGAUGUAUGAGGAGGUGAAGCCCAAAAAGCUAUCUUUUCAUAGCGCCCAGAAUCCCUGGGGGCCCCCGGCUAGGGUUGGGUAUUGUUUGAUUUUGAACGAUUCCGAUUCCAAUUUCGAUUCCUCAUUUCGAUUCCGAUUCCUAUCGAUUCUCUAAUUCGAUUCUUUUAAAAGGCAGGAUAUCAAAAAGAAAAAAGAAAAAAAAAAGCAUGGUUUGAAUGAGGGUGCUAACCGGGGCUCUUCUUUUUGGAUGAAAUUUCUGAACUCCUCCAUGAAUUUUUAAAUCCUAUUAACUUUUUAAGAACUUUACUAUGGAUUUCUCACAGAGCUAUUUUCAACCAGUAUAUAAAUAUCAAUUUUUGUUUUCAGGUCGUUUGUCUAUGAAAAAGUACAAGGGCUAACGUUAGGUGGAUAUUUAAGUUUACUCACCGUACACAGUUCAAUUUCUUUACCGUUUCAAAGUUAGCAGAGGACAGAAGUAAUUUAUUGUUUCACUUAUCUGAUCCUGACUGGUUAGCGGAAGACAGGUGUUGUGCUGUAGAAUGCACCCCUGCCAUGGAAUGCCUCCCCUCCACUGAUUAGCUUCUUAGUGGAAGAAAUAUGAUCUCAUAUUUAAUAAAACACGGGUAUUAGAUCAUGAAAACAUGUCAAAUGGAGCAGUAAACUUUCGUUUUGUUUGUAUGUGUCUCAAAAAUGCACACAUAAAAGUGUACUUGGGUAUAUAAACUGUAGAAUAAGCUGUUAAUGUAGAGAACAUUAUAUUUUCGGGACAGUAAAUAUUCCGAAUCAGAGGGCUAUUGUUUUCGGCCUAUCUGAAUAGCCUGAAUGAAAUCAUUAAAGGCACACGCUUUAGAUUCCGUCCAACGGUAAGAAAAACUUGGAUUGUUUCGCCUUGUUGUGUACUUUCAACCGCGCUCCCGUCAGGGGUGCAUUCUCUGGCACAACACCGGCGAAGCGCGUCAAAGACGAGCACUCGGGUAUUUCUCCUCCAUGAAUCCUGAGGUGUUUAAUCAUGUUGGUCGUUAACCCUCCUUUGCAUGAUAUAACUGUAUUGCUAAUGUUGCAUUGAGAUAAGAGUUCAUUCUUCCUGCUAAAGUUAGCCAAACUUUUGACCAAUGAAGAAGAAGCUGCCGAACACUAACGAGGACGGAGCGUAUGAGA